Messenger RNA from Varroa destructor (honeybee mite), 3654 nucleotides. RefSeq lists its product as uncharacterized. The record is from RefSeq and is a predicted model, not a curated record. Gene Ontology annotation, molecular function: D-glucose transmembrane transporter activity. Lineage: Eukaryota; Metazoa; Arthropoda; Arachnida; Mesostigmata; Varroidae.
ACAUCGGCUAUGUGCUGGCAGGAAAGAUCACAAGCAAGCCUAAUCAUAACAUCUCAUUCCCUCUUGAUGUCACUGGUAGCCGCCGCUGUUGCGGCUUCUGUCGGGUACCGUUCUCAAUUCCUCUAUGAGGACUGCGAUCAGAAUUGCAGUUAUAUAGCUGUGUAUGUUACUGGAAUUAAGGUGUCCUGAUCCUGGCAGCAGCUCUCUUAAUCGCUGCCUGCUGUAACAAGGAUGAGAUUGUUUACUGGGUAGCCCCACCCAUUACCUGCCUUCGCGGCCUUCAAGGUGUCUUACCGUGGCCAGAGUUUGAGAUUGGAGCCGUGUGAUUGUGUGUGAGAAUCUGGAGCACUCUAUACUAACAGUGCUAAAAGAGGAGCGAUGGCUCCCCGAGGUGCUCUACAGGCUUUGGCAGAGCGCUCCGGCUCAGAUUCGGAUGAGUGCAUGUUCGAUCAGACAAAUCUCCUUCAGCGACGGAGGAUGGACAUUACCCGCUUUCGGAGAAGCAGUUCUACCAUGUCCGGUCAACGACUGACGGUCGCGCGAACGGUUAAUCUCUGCCUUUCAUUCUUCGCACUGGGUCUUUGCUUUGUUAUGCCGACAGCAACGAUUACAGAUCUCCAGUACCGCACGAGUACGAGUGAAGAUAGUAUCGGGAACAUUUAUAGAGCACGUUAUGGAGGUUAUGUCGUGGGCUGCUUCGCGGGCGGUUUCCUAUUUAACUGCUACAAUCGACAAUUUCUACUCUUUCUCGCACUUUUGGCCACAGCAAUCGGCGUCCUCGUGAUGCCAUUUUGUCGCGUCCUAGCUACCCUCAUGGCAUGCACGUGCGUAACGGGGGUCACCAUGGGCCUUUUAGACACUGGCGGCAACGUUUGGCUGCUUGAUCUCUGGGGCCGAAAAAGCGCACCAUUUAUGCAGACAAUGCACUUUUGCUUUGGAUUAGGCGCACUUGUUGCCCCCCUGGUUGCUCAGCCUUUUGUCGGAUCUUACAAUCAAAUCGGUGCACGGGGUUUGUUUAACGAAACCCGCAAUCUCCUGCCACCAAUGAGUCCCCGAUUUCCUGGCAAUCCCUACGGUCAAAAGGUAAAACGGGAUCUGACCCAAAUUGCUCACAACGUUUCGACCCAACAACCGCUACUAAAUAGGAAUAUCACUAGAACGACUCGGCUGGGUUUCCUAAAUAUGAACACCUCGACGACGCCACCGUCUGCCACAACGACUAAAUUGCCGCCGAAAAAGCCCUUGUAUGCUAACGGGGAGAAACAGUUCGAUGUAUGGGAGCGUCCUGGCCCCCACGCGGUGACGACGACAACCAAUUUGACAAUGAAUUCGAUGACGUCAACUACUGCAGCAAACGCUACUACAAGUAUCAACAUGAACAGUACUUCUACGCCCGUUGUCCUUAGUGCACCAACGGAGGCGACUAGAGCAAAUGCAGUAUCACAACGAUACAUUAUGGGAAAGCCAGAGACGAAGACAACGCCGACAUCUAUAACGAAUGAAUUAGCUAGUCCACCGCCGCCGGCUUCAGUGCAAGCAACAAUAGGCGUCACAAACUGUUCGUUCGGCAAUAAAGGCAGUACCAUCGAAAAAACUGUGACGCCUUCGACAAAUGAGAUCUCAACGAGCAGCACCUUAAGUCCGGCUAUCGCUAGCAUUCUUCCAACCGGAGCAGCGUCUGUGCCACCCUCGUCUACAACUCCUGUUGGUAAAAGUACGGCACAAUUAAAUGGAAGGGUGUCGCCGUCAGAGGGAGCUUGGAGACUCAACGAUUCGUUGAAGGUGCUCCAUCAAGCCAAUGAGCCGGAAAGAGAAUCGACAACAAAAGCUACUUCUUCAACGGUGCCUACUCAAGAAACUGUAAAAGUGACUGCUGUUCUCUCGGAAGCUUCCUUUAAUACUACAAAGAAACAUCACAGUAUGAAGAAAGUGCUACCUGACAAUGCAGAACAAGUGUCAUGGAUCGAGGCAACAAAAAAGAAAAUCCAAGAGUCGGACAAAUUCGAAAUUGCGUACGGAAUAUUGGCGGCGUAUGUUCUGGUUGUGUCUGUAAUAUUUUUGAUCUUUCUUUGCAUGAACCCGCGAGAGGGCCGCUCCAAGCAAGAAGAAGAACUCGACGAUGCGCACGUCGCUCAGGCUUCACUGAUGCGUCUUCCGCUCAUAAUUCUCAUGUGCUCGUUCUUCUUUCUUUAUAUGGGCAUCGAGGUAGCCGUAGGCGAGACAUUAAAGCCGCUGUUGAAGCGUGGACCUUUAGUAACUGGACUGAUCACCGGGGAACAACUAGUUUACGUGUUUUGGGGUAGUUUUGCCUUAGCACGGGGCGUGUCUAUCUUCAUUUCGAUGAAAGCUUCGUACCGCACUAUGCUAAUCACAGACCUUCUCCUUUGUCUCAGUGCGGCACUUAUUUUGGUAUUGGGUGCACAACAAUCUGGACUACUUGUAGCAGGAGUCAUUAUUCUAGCCACCGGGAUGGCAUCAAUUAUCCCAACGUUGUUCAUCUGGUUGGAACGCUGCACGCAAGUUACCAACCGUUUGUCGGCUUUGCUCAUUCUGAGUGCAGCGGUUGGCGAAAUGAUUAUUCCUGAACUCGUGUCGGCAUUUACCCGCAGCUCAUCGCCCAUGGCGCUGAUGUACAUCAUACUUGGAGUCAUUUUUCUUUGCUCAGUUAAUUUUGUUGCACUGUGUUAUGUGACCUCUGUGCGAGGCGAGAAGUAUCUGGAUAAACCAGACCGCUCGCUGUACCAACUUGCCAGUCUGGACGAUGAUAUCGAGCACUGGAAUCAGGGCAAUGGGAAGAAUGGACAGCACCAGGACGGAGCGGUUGUCAAACGAAAUAAAAACAACUCAUUUUUCUACAAUCGAUUAAAUAGCUUGGAUAGCUAAAGCGAGUCGAUCUAUUCAUAGGCAGCUAUUUGACAAGAGGCGUGCGUACAAGAAGCCCAAAGAGACCUCCAAAGCCCAUAAGGAGAAAUAGGUCGGCAUUAGUAUUUGCAGUAGAGAAGCCUACCAAUUUUUGGAGCGGAUAUGUAUAAUGUAUAGAUCGCCGAUGGUGAAACCGACGAAAGGAGUUCCGCCGUUCGAGCACAACCAGUGAGAAUUGAAAGGUGACAGAACGAAAGAUAUGAGCUGUCACGUGCUAAAGUUAUUGUAGGAAACUGUGUCAAGCAUUCGUGGCAUAUGGAGAAAGCUGUUCUAGGACGACCUGAGAGCCAGCUGCCCAGGACGGAAUGUUGGAAGAUGCGUUUGCAAGCGCUCUAUAUUACCGCAUUGCUCUUUCAACGACAAUGUAAAUCCAGUACCGACGAAUGUGUGUUUCCAUCGAGUUUGUAUAUAGCUCUGUUUCGCCUGCCGUGCGACCAGUUGUGACUGUAAUAGUAUUGUCUAAUAGCAGUCAUAGUGUGACUAAUUGCUACGUAUUGUUUUCAUAGAGUUGCUCUCAAUCGUGAUACGAGAACCGCCCCCGGGGGGUGCCAGUGCCGCCGUCAACAACAAACUGAUAGUGGUAGAAAAUGUUAAUAGCCAGUUGUCUGGUUAUACAAUGUAAUGACGCGAAGGCGGUAUGAGUCUUCCGUCCAAUGAAUAGUUUAUUAUGAAGAAGAGAACGUUGUUCUGUACAGUAACUUGCGCUCCGGUGCGCAUUACAAGAGGAUACAC